CACACACACCACCACACCACACUCUGACCAGCAGAGAACCGUUUGCUUCCAUUCUACUUAUCUACAUUGCGCUGGAGCGUACGACUCUUGAUACUGUUUCCUUCACGGCGUCUCAUAUUAACUGUUUGCCCACCUGUGUGGACCAGCACUCCAGUUUUGUAUUGUGAGGAUAAUUUAUUGUCCGUGUGGUGUCUUCUUGACCAUUCUAAGGUGUUCCCGAUGUUUAAGUUCUGCUAAUGCGGAGUUCAACAUUUCGGAAUGUAUGAGACUACGCUGUGUUGAACAAGACGGUCCCGUGUUCCUUUUGCAAAACGCCGUAUUUUUUUGGGAGAUUUAAAACAUGGACUAAUAUAAAUUAACGAUGGGGUAUUUACAGUUUCUGGUUGUAUUCGGAAUAUUUUUCGUCUUUGGAGUUGUAGGUUUCGGUGUCGAUCCUUCGUUGCGCAUCAACGUGUUCCAUGAUUUUGUCCCCGGGGCCGAAUUCGAGGGAGUUUCUCAGGUCCAGGGGUUCCAUGAUGAGUCGAGAGCCUUCCUCUUCCAAGGCUCCUCUCGGGGCGUGCGGUUGCCGGCGGCGACGGCGCAGCGGAUGCUGCAGAAGUUGAGGGGUAGAAGUGAGUUCACCGUGGCAGUGACUCUGAGGCAGGAGAAACUCAACUCCGGGGCCAUGCUCUCCAUCCACCAUGCUGAGCAGAGGUUUUUGGAGCUGGAGAGCAGUGGACAGAAGAAUGAGGUGCGUCUCCAUUUCCAGGUCAAAGGACAGCAGACGCACACAGAGGUUUUCCCCUACACGCUUGCAGAUAACCAGUGGCACAAAGUGGCAGUGGCCAUCAGUGCCUCCCAUGCCACCCUUUACGUGGACUGCAACAGAAUCUAUGAGAGAGUGGUGCCUGUCCCCCUCAUGGACAUACCAGGAGACACGUCAUUCUGGAUUGGACAAAGGAACGGCGCACAUGGCUUAUUCAAGGGAGUGAUGCAAGAUGUCCAAAUACUUGUGAUGCCUCAGGGUUACAUCACCCAGUGCCCAGACCUUAAUCGCACUUGUCCGACCUGUAAUGACUUCCAUGGGCUUGUACAGAAGAUAAUGGAACUCCAAGAUAUCCUUGCUAAAACAUCCAGCAAGCUGUCGCUGGCAGAGGAGAAGAUGAACGGCCUGGAUAACUGCUAUUGUGAGCGAACGUGCAGCGUGAAGGGGGUGACCUACAGGGAGGACCAGUCCUGGACAGAUGGCUGCAAGAACUGCACAUGCUCGAAUGGUACAGUCCAGUGUGAAACACUGGUGUGUCCCCCUUUGGAGUGUCCUGAUGGUUCAAUCCCUGCCUAUGUGGCAGGACAGUGUUGCAAAAAAUGUCAGCUUAUGUGCCUGUUUGCUGGGCAGGAGUUGGUGGAAGGGGACAGAAGAGCUGUGCAUCACCCCAGUGGACUUUGCCAGCUCUACAAAUGCAGGGGCCGCACCAUGCACCGAGUCCAGAGCGGUGACUGCCCCGAGCUCCACUGUCCUGAGGCACAGCAGGUCACCAUUACCGACAGGUGUUGCAAAAUAUGCAGAGGCCAUGACUUUUGUGCGGAGGGCCACUUCUGCACAGAACACUCGGAUUGCUUAAACCUGGACGCCGGAGCCAGCUGCAGCUGUAAGGAGGGAUUCAGGCCACUCCGCCAGGACAACGCCUACUGUGAAGAUAUAGACGAGUGUGCGGAGGGGAAGCAUUACUGCAGGGAGAACACUAUGUGUGUGAACACACCCGGAUCCUUCAUGUGCAUCUGUCAUACUGGAUACAUCCGCAUCGAUGACUACUCCUGCACUGAACAUGAUGAGUGUGUGUCAGGGCAGCACAGCUGUGAUGAGAAUGCAUUGUGCUUUAACACCGUUGGGGGGCACAGCUGUUCCUGUAAGCCUGGCUACAUGGGCAACGGCACAGUCUGCAGAGCGCUGUGUGACAGUCUGUGCCUGAAUGGUGGCUCCUGCAUCUCUCCCAACGUGUGUGUGUGCGCUCAGGGCUUCACCGGGCAGAGGUGUGAGAGAGAUAUCGAUGAAUGUUCCGAGGGAUUUGUGGAGUGUGACAGUCAUGCUACCUGUGUGAACUUACCUGGCUGGUACCACUGUGAGUGCCGCGAUGGAUACCAUGAUAAUGGCAUGCUCACAGUCAAUGGAGAGUCUUGUGAAGAUAUAGAUGAGUGUAAAUCGGGCAGAAGUACCUGUGCCAAUGACACCAUCUGUUUCAACCUGGAUGGCGGGUACGACUGCAGGUGUCCCCAUGGACACAACUGCACUGGCGACUGUAUCCACGACAACAAGGUGAAACACAACGGUCAGAUCUGGGUCUUGGACAAUGACCGGUGCUCCGUCUGCUCAUGCCAAAUGGGACAGGUGAUGUGCAGGCGUAUGGUGUGUGACUGCGAGAACCCCACCGUGGACCUGUUCUGCUGCCCGGAGUGUGACCCACGCCUCAGCUCCCAGUGCUUGCACCAAAACGGUCUGCUCACCUACGCCAGCGGAGAUAGCUGGACUGAAAACUGCCAACAGUGCCAGUGUCUGCAGGGCGAGGUGGACUGCUGGCCCGUGUCGUGCCCACCGGCAGAUUGCGACUUCAUGCUGGUGCCCGAAGGCGAGUGCUGCACCCGCUGCGUCUCGGACCCAUGCCAGGCACAGAGGGUCCGCAACGACAUCACCAAGACGUGUGAGGAUGAGCAUGGCAUCACGCGCUUCAGCGGAUCUUCCUGGGUCAAACACGGCACAGAGUGCACCCUCUGCCAGUGCAAGAAUGGACAUAUCUGUUGCUCAGUGGACCCCAUGUGCCUUUAGCUAUAACCCUGAAUGCUAAAGGCAUUUGUACAGUGUUUCUCCAUUUAAAAGAAACUCACCCUUUUCACUUUGCCCCAAAUCUACUUUAUACCAAAUGCAAAAUGUGUAUUAUACCAAACUGAUGACAGAGAACCUCACUGUUCAUAUCAGGAGGAAACCAUUUCUUCACGUUGAUGUGAAAAAGCUCAUCUGAAGUACUGCUCUGUAUACAAUGCUAUAUACACUGGCAUGGCCACACUGGAUGUUAAAAAGCAUAUUCUUUCAUUUCUAACACUUUGCCAAAACAGAAGUAGGGACCCUAGAUAUUAAGUAAACGUUAGUGCACUUCUGUCCGCCACAUGGAAGUUGGCUAUAUUUUGUGAUUCCAUAGCACUUUUUUUUACACUUUACUGUCUUUUUCUUUUGUUUUAUUUCACAGAUUUAAAUGAUUCUUCCGCUUGCUCUUGUCUAAUAGUGAAAUAAAGUAUUUCCAUUUCCAUUUA
Molecule: messenger RNA, 3282 nt
Organism: Electrophorus electricus (electric eel)
Lineage: Eukaryota; Metazoa; Chordata; Actinopteri; Gymnotiformes; Gymnotidae
Gene: nell2a
Product: neural EGFL like 2a
Cellular component (GO): cytoplasm
Molecular function (GO): protein kinase C binding; heparin binding; calcium ion binding
Source: RefSeq, a predicted model, not a curated record